AGUACUCGAAGAAACCACGGAUAUUAGCGAACAUUUUCACCAGUAGUUGACGUCCCACGUUGCUGCCACAUUGCCUCUUUUGAUAUGGAGAUUGAAGUCGCGAACAUCUCGACGCAAAACUUUCGAGCGUUAUUUCCUCUCUUCGAAAUCGUUUCGUGCCACUGUCGCUCUACGAAAAUGUCCGUACGGAAGAGGGGAAGCAGGCCUUCCUUGUCGCCAAGGUAGUGGCCCUGUCCGUGAUGCUGUCGCCGUAGUGGGGUCCUAGAUGGGCUUGUAGUGGGGUAAUAACAUCGCACGAGCACGGAGACAAAGGACGACACGCAAAGGCGUGUGUCAUCCUGGGCUGGAAGAGUCUAUCUGAGAUCGGCACUUCCACCACUCCUGACGUUGCAGCGCUAUCUUAUUUGUUUCUGGAGUACAGAGGUCCCACUCCUAGUCGAGAAUGAACGAGGUCGAAGCUUUGAAGCAGGAGCGCUACCAGCUGCAGCAGUACGCCGAAAAAGUAACCAAGGAGUUGCAGCGCUUCGUCGACAGCGGGGCGCUCAAGCGAGAUAAUCUGGCAGCUUCAGCCGUGGCGCUGCCACCAUGGGCGAACAAUGUGCAAUUGAUGAACCCCUUGAUUCGGGUAUACGACGACCGCGUGCGGGAGCUGGAGACCGUACUGGGAAAGAGCGCCGGCCUGGCGGAGCAAGCCGCUGCGCUCGUGAACGAAAACGAAACGCUACGAGAGGAGCUGGUGCAGAAGAGCGAACACAUUGCGCAGCUGCAGACUCGGGAAUUUCUAAGCGCAGGCGGUGGGUCCUCGAGCAGCAGCGGGGGCGGAGGCCUGGCUGCCGUUCGUUCUCGCUUCGAGGAAGAGCGGGAAGAGCUCGACGCGUUGUAUAAGAUGAGCGUGGAACAAAACGAGGUGCUGGCGCAGCAGAAUGUUCUGUUGAAGUCGCAAAUCGAAAAGAUGCAGCAGCGCGUCGCGGAGUUGGAGCAAUUACACGGGCAAAAUCAGCAAAGGGCACGGCAGUCGGACGAGCUGGACCGCAUGCGCGCGCUAGCGGAGAGUGAGCUCGAGACCACACGGAAGCAGCUCGCAGCACACAAGGACGGGCUGCAGAGUGUUUCUGAAAAACUGAAGCAGGCGCAGCAGCAGGAGCAUGAUUGGUCACAGAAGUACCAGCUUCUCCGGGACGAGAGCGACGAGCGAGUGGAGCGCAUCAGUGCCGAAAACUCGCAGAACCUGAAGCUGUUUCACGAGUUGUAUCCCGUGUAAGUCUAAAGACGUCCCCCGGCUUUGUAGUCAAGAUGUGGACAUUGAAGGUCUACGAGUUGCGCAAGAUAAUGUUGUUGGGCCUAUCGUGCAGUCGUGAUUCGAUAGUGUAGCCGCAGCGCGAAGAACCCAUCCCCUUCUUUUUUCUGAUUAGAGCAUGAAGAGUUGGACAAAGAGCCUGCCUUUACGGGUGACCGUUUCGCAUGGCGAAGGUGUCACUGUCUUACUCGUGUUUAGCAUGUAUGUCGCAUAGGUGGCUUUUUUUACACCGGAUAGGUUGUCGGACGAGCUCGGCGACCGUCGUGCGAAGUUUCUGGUGCUGGAGCGAGAGAAUGUGGACCUCUCGGAGAAGUACCAACGCGCGCGUAAGGAGGCCGACGCGGCCAAAAACGAGGCGCAAAACAUGCUCGUGCUCAUGGAACAGUUAGAGCGUAAAGAGAAAACGCAGCGACAGCAGAUCGCGGACCAGCGCGCAAAGCUCGACGUCCUGGAAAAGGACCUAGCUGAGGUGCUGCUUGAGAAGACUAAGCUUGAGGCCUUGGAGGGAAACGCGUCUCGGAGCAAGGAGGAUACUGACCGGAAGCGCAAGCAGGAGAUGGAGGUAAGGAAUCAUGCCGCGUACUUACUUGUAUUACUGGAUAGAGCAAGCUGCUGCAUAAAUUACUGACUGUGCAUGCAUCUUCUCGCUGGUAUGAAAUGAACGGUGGACAAUUUAUUUUACAUCAAGCAGAACCUAAGAAGCAGAAGAGAAACCUCUGCGCCCUGCAAACAAUGAAGGUGAUCCUCGAGGAUAUGCGCAGAGCGACAGAGGGGCAAAUAGAAAUGUACCCAGACACAAAGCAACCCACUCUCGAGGACCCGUCCGGCUUUCUUGUGCACUUUGUGCGUUGCAGGGGGCGACUUGCGAAGCAGGGAGUGGUCGUGUUGCGCAUGUGCAUACUAGAUGGAUCACACGGCUGGCCUUUGAGUCGUCUGCCAGAAGUGACCCUUGUGAACUAUGUGUUUUGGCAAGUGUGCUAUAUCAAAUGUGGUCGGGGCAUGGGUUGCUAUUUUUGCCUACUAUAUGACGCGGCAAAGACGGAUAGAUGAUCUCGAAGACCAACUGUCGAAGGCGUCGGCUCUCAGCCUGGACCUUUAUCAACCGGCAAACACCUCCGCUCACCCAAGACAUGAAGAUGACUGGAAGCUGCAUUUUAGACUGAGUGUUUUGUACUUUUCUUCGGAAAGCAGUUCAGAAAGAGAAAGAUUGUAGGUAGAAUAAUGGCAGAUUCCAAUGUGCGGGCGAUUCUCACGUAAAAAACAAUGAACAAGAGUCAGCUCCUGCUACGUGACACCGUUGGCAGUGGCCGCUGAUAGCUGGCUGUGGGUUGGAAGUUGUUUGCAAUAUGUUGAUAAUUCGCAGACAAAGUAUUCAAUUCUGUCUUCUAUUCGGUCGACGGGUAAGAAGAUUGAUGAAAGCAAGACUACCCCCCUCCGCUUGUGUUUUGUUCUACACACACAUGUUAUGAAAAUGAAAUGCUCUACCUUCAACUGCGAACCGUAAAAGAGCACGCGGAGCUAGGGAGCGGCCACAUUAGCUCGUAUCGGUUGUCAUUUUUCAGGUACGACCUCCUAGUGAAGCAGCACUCGCACCAACAGACGGCUGCGGAAGCGAGGAUAUCUUUAGCUGAGAAAACUUCUGCGCACCUGCGUACCGACCUGGAGGACCUGCAGAAGAGACGAUUGAUGCUCGAGAAGGAAGUAUUUUUGACGCGCCGCGUCUGUAUUUAGUCGACGCAGUUUCUUGUUCUUCAGCUGGUGGAAGUAACUCCAGUCACGCUCCUACGUCUCAAGGCAUAUGAGACAGAGGAGGCUGCUGCCGUUCCAGAAGCAAGCGUCUGUGCCUUGCCCCCAGUACGCAGAAGUACUGUGAUUGUAUUGAUGGCAAAGCUGCGGCAGAGAAGUGCUUUCGAACUAGUGUUCGUGCAUUUGUUGAUGUAGUGAACUGGUGUGCCUAUUUGUUAUGAUUGAAGUAUGAUUUUAUUUUAGUGGAAAUGAGAACUGCUUCGGCUUCCUCUUCACAGGUUCAUGAUAAGGCGCGCGAACUCGCAUCCUUACAAGACAAGUUGUAUCCUGUGUAAAAGCGACGUCCAUACCCAAAUCCAUGUAAACUCUGUGAUCUGGUGGUCAAAUGCCUGGGAAGCCGUUGUCCGCGCUCUGCGAGCUGCGACCCUGUUUCGCAAACGCAGCGCGGAGGCAGUUGCUGUUAUCACGCAGGGGUCUUGGCGGGGAGGCCGGAAGGGGUAGGAAAUAGCCAGGUUGCGCAAAACGCGACCGGAAGCCAAACAAAAACUUUCCCAAAGAGCAUCCAAAAGAUGGGCAGCAGCACCGGGGAGAGGGUGAAAGUCGCCCUGUUUUCUCUGGGCCGUACUCCGAGCAGAUCAUUCCUCGGUUUAGUUUUUUUUUGGCGCUCCUCGCUCGUGGGGUUUUCGCGCAUGUAUUUCGAGGCCAUUAUCGCCCCCUUGGCCUGGCCUGCAUAAAAGUACCCGAGUAGUUCGGUCUGCAAUUGUGUCGCGCUUCGCAAUUGUGGCCGUGUCCAGGAUCUUCCGCCCCUUAUACUGACAGGCGCACUUCGCUCCGCUUUGGUUGUGAUCGGUUUAGCAUGACGAAAUCCCGAAGCAUAAUGCACUACCCGCCCUUCAUGGGGAGCCGGGCCAGAUACUUCCUGUGCAUGCAAGAUGUACGUGACUAGUAUUGGAUGGGGACGUGGUGUUUUCACAGGACAACUUGCAGGAGACAGCGCAAGCACAGAACAGAAACCUGCAGCGAAGCUAUCCUCAAGAAACAUGCUACCGUGUCAUAUUUGAAAAAGAAACCAGCACCGGCUGAGCCGCGGAGCACGAGCGAUUGAACGCAGGGGCACAGCCUUGUUCUUUUUUCAUUGGCGGUAGCGCCAGACUGUGCGCAAAAUAGUAGAGGGUCCGCUUGUAGUGGUGAUGGUGAUCGGAGCGGUGGAGCUCCUGAAUGAUCAAGGUAUGUUGACAUCCCGACGUGAACUGGUACCGAGUUCUUUUGUAUGCAGAAAAGUAGAAUAUGGCAUGCUAGUUGUAAUUUUCUGGAUGAUAGAAGUACCGAUAUGAAAAGCGAGCUCACUUCGAGUCUCGAAAACUUUAAGCAGAAGCUCCAGCAUAAAGAAGACACCUGCGCUGUCGUGGAAAAGCAGAACGCAACCCUGUCUCGCCGCGUAGCAGAUCUGCAGAAGCUCUUGGUGAACAAAGAGCGGGAGUAUCAGGCGGUGAUAGACGACGAGCGCCGCGUGUUUGAAACAGAAAAGUCACAGCUGUUGGCAAAGGUCAAAACACUCGCCGCAAAGGGCAAGGCUGGCGAACAAAGGGCCAUCGAACUAUUGAAGGUCUGGCAUGAAUGUUUUUGAUAGAUAAUAUUGCUGAGUUGUUCUUAUUUUUGUGCGUUUAUGAAAGAAAUGUUGGAACUGAUGCGCAAGAAAACACUUUUCCACACGCUUGCAGGUGCAGGAAGAGUUACGGACGCGCUGGCAUGACGAGCUCACACUUGAGAAAAGGUCCCUUGAGGAGCAGGUGGACAAAUUGAAAAAGCAAUGUCUGCAGCUACGCAUGGGCGCAGUUCUCAAGACACGAGGACUUACAAGCACCUGAAUGGCGGGCCUUGUUGUCUUUGAAUGAGAUCCGGAGCAGGAGGUUGCAACACCAACCCAGUAGACAGCCCGUUUAUACAAGGAGGCGGAGGAAGAUGCGCGACUGCAAAAAGUAAACAAGGAGGCAAAGUCCAGAAGUUGAUAUAUAUGUUCUAUUGUAGGAGGUUCAGAGUAGUUAAAAUGGUUACAAUGAGGGCGCCAGACAAAAUCGCGCUUAAAAGUAGACGCUCGUACUAUUUGUUGUCGCUGGAGUGUGGUCUUGGUGUGAUUUAUUUCGAACUAGUGCGCAACUCGCUUGCGACUUCUAGUUGAGAUCGCGCGUUUCACUCAGAAAUAGUUUAUCCUGCGCAGGCAGAUCCAGGACCAGGCGACGCAGGCGCUUCCGAGGGAGGCAGAGACGCGGCUGAUGAGUUUGUUUACAAAGCGAUGCCCUUUUGACACGUGUAAGACCAGCUUCAAAGAAAUUUAGCUGCAAGGAAUGAUGCUGAAAGAAUCGACGACUGCGCGACGGCGCAAAUUGCCUUGCAAGUAAGUUACCAGGCGUACUGGUUCCUAGUCCUUCUUCACAAGCGUUAAGCUCCUGUACAGAAAUUAGGUUCUGUACAGAAAUUUCCGGCACUUAAAUUUGAUCUGGUGCAUGAAUGUGUAAAGGUGCUCUGAUGUGCAGCAUCCUCA
Amoebophrya sp. A120 is the source of this 5585-nucleotide messenger RNA. The record is from the annotation of a GenBank genome assembly. NCBI's taxonomy places the organism in Eukaryota, Dinophyceae, Syndiniales, Amoebophryaceae.